Molecule: messenger RNA, 1825 nt
Organism: Sphaeramia orbicularis (orbiculate cardinalfish)
Lineage: Eukaryota; Metazoa; Chordata; Actinopteri; Kurtiformes; Apogonidae
Gene: nrsn1
Product: neurensin 1
Exons: 6
Coding region: 156-758 (200 amino acids)
Biological process (GO): nervous system development
Cellular component (GO): neuronal cell body; transport vesicle; neuron projection
Source: RefSeq, a predicted model, not a curated record
CGCAGUAGACAGAGUGAAAAUCUGAAUCAUCGGUGGAAACAGAGAUGGAGAGAGAGAGGGGGGUUGACUGUAGAGUGAUGGGACCCGGCUGAGGGAACAGCAGCGAGCGAUCACUCUCCGAGCUGGUAAUGACAGCAGGUAGACAGAUGUGAAGGAUGACUACUUGCUCAGAGAUCUGUGGAUCAGAGUAUGGUGAGCAAGCCCAAGCCAGCGGGAACUGCCAGCAGUAUGGAGUCCGAUCCUACCUGCAUCAGUUUUAUGAGGAAUGCACAGCUUCUAUCUGGGAACGUGACGAAGAUUUUCAGAUUCAGAGAUCGCCGAGCAGGUGGAGCUCUUUACUCUGGAAGGUCUGUCUCGCGUUCGGAACAUUGAUCUUGUUUGCAGGACUUGUUGUUGUCUUGGUGGGUUAUGCCACUCCAGCUAGGAUCGAGGCGUUUGGCGAGGAUGAUCUCCUUUUCGUUGACAGCCAUGCAGUUAGUUUCAACCAAGCGCUGGAUGUUUGUAAGCUGACCGGGGCUGUGCUGUUCUGUGUGGGAGGCACCUCCAUGGCCGUGGGUCUUCUGUUGUCUGCCUUUGCCAAAAGCUACUCCAAAGAGGAACUAUAUCUGCAGCAGAAGUUUAAGGAGAGGCUCGCAGAUCUGCAGGCAACAGUUGGUACCCCUAUCAUGAGAGCACCGACACCAGGGGAAGGGAAAGUACCAGUCACACUCUCUAAAGUCCAGAACAUCCAACCAUCGACCCCAAAAUCAGAAACCUGACAGCAACUCACUUGAAUGUGGGUGAAGUCAAGUGUGUAUGAGGACUGAUCGGUGUGCAGACUGUGUCCGUGACUAUGCGUAUAUAUUUUCUCUUUGAAGGUCAGCUUACAUGACUGGUAGUAUUGGUUUCAUAUCUUUACUUUCUGCUUUUGAUAUCUAAGUUUAAUUAUUUAUUUUUUUGGGGAUGAUUUAAAUGCAGAAUAAAUCUACUUUUAAUGACAUUAAAAUAAAAAAUCACCAUCAUCUGAUAUAGCGCUUAUAUUUGAGUGCUAACAAGAAAACAAACCACAAAAAACAGCCGCCGAACAACAUCACUGUAGUUUCAUGGUGUAAAAAACAAAAACGAUUUAGAUUUUGUAAAAUAAAUCCUUAAAUGAAACAUAAAAAGGAUAGUGUUAUUGCUAGAGGACGUAGAGUAGAAGAUGUUGUUGUUUUGUGAUUUUCACCUAUCUCUCAGAUGACCAAAAGAGCCACUGAACGCAACAUCCACGAUCUCUGCUUUGUCCCGAAAAAGUCCACCAGAGGAUGAGUGUUUGUACUGUACGUGUGGAAUACUAUACUGUGUGUAGACGUAUAUGCAGCGCAGUUGUUCGUCACAGCGCAAAGUGAGAACUGUCGAUAACAAAUGCACCAUCGCUUCAGCUUAAAAACAAACUGUUAAACUGCAACAAUAAGCCAAGACAAGUCUCACCAGAUACACUUCAUGCAUUGUCAGAACAAAUUUAAUCAACGCCGAUUGGAACAGGCCUUAAGGGUAGAUUUCACACUGACAUUUUGUUCUGUCUCAUUCAUCCUGUGACCUUGUCUCCUUGAGUAAUUCUUCAGACAGGAUCAAUAGAAUAGACCAGAUACAUCGAUGAAAAGAACAUUCAACCGGACAGAACAAGCAAAGUAAAGAAGGAGGGGAAGAAAAACAGAAAAAGGACAUUGAUUUAGAUCAGAUAUGUUACUUUCUAGAUGAGACAAAAAUGUGGCACUUCUUCAUGCCUUCCACCUGCUGUUCCAGUGUAAUUAUUACUUAAUAGCACUAAUUGUUUCAACAGAUAUAAAUUUAAAAAAAAAAAAAA